Molecule: messenger RNA, 3989 nt
Organism: Polyodon spathula (Mississippi paddlefish)
Lineage: Eukaryota; Metazoa; Chordata; Actinopteri; Acipenseriformes; Polyodontidae
Exons: 12
Coding region: 830-3256 (808 amino acids)
Molecular function (GO): protein binding
Source: RefSeq, a predicted model, not a curated record
GUAAUGCAACGAUUGUGUAGGGUUGCUUCUCGAGUGUCCUUGUGAGAGUGUGUGUCAUUCACACAGCCCGGCUAGGUGGCGAUAGCAUGUUGAGUGAUGACCGUAUAGGGUUGCGAUGUCCUUCUUUAUCGGUGAGCGCUCGUUGGUUGUUUUGAAGCCGCGGCUGCUCCUGCUGCAGUGCCCUUUUGAAAGCUGCGCGAUCUGUGCAGCCUGCCUCGCCGAAUCUCCCGUGACCUGGUGUUGUCUUUGCCGGCUGAGUUCACGCAGAUGCCCAACUAGGACAGGUUGUGCCAUCAGUCUGCGCAGAAUGAUCCCAGUGAACGCACCCAGAAUCUGCAGGGUAUGCGCAGACUCUGAGCCCAGAGGAAGCGUGACUUCUGUUGUCAGAUCCGGCUGCGGUCACGCAGCUUACAGAAUUUAGGCAGGGUAUGCGUCAUCUGACUUAGAACCCGCGCAGACUCCCAAAAGUCUGCGCGACAUGAAGGCACCCUGACGUCAGAGGCAGACUCCCACAUGCGACGCAGGAUUUUUAGGAGUUACUAGAACGCAGCUUUAACUAGAAGCAGCAUCAUCAUCAUCAUCAUCAUCCCGUUGCUGUGUGACCUGUUCACGCAGAUGGCCAAGUUGGAAAGGUCUUGCCCAGAAUGAUCGCCGUGAACGCACACAUGUUUGGCCAUACCCUGUUAGGAGAUAACUAUUCAUUUGGCCCCUGGAAGGAUUUAACUGAACGCUGUGCAGAUCGGAUUGCGUUACGGUUGUGGGAUUUGGAACUUCGUUUUUGUGCUACAUUUACAUUUUCUUCUGCUAACUUCAACCUGCUAUUUCAGUUAUGAAACCCAACAGAUGUCCUCUGAUAUGCAGAUUUUGCCUCAAACCCCAGGAUAGACUGCCAACUCAUCUGCAGAGCAUGUGCAUGAAAAGAAGUACUAAGGAGCAAAUUGAGGAUGAAGUCAAUAAAGCCAGAGAGAGCAUGACCAAACAUCUUUGGGAAGGCAGGGUGUAUGAGUUUAGCGAGCUCAGAGUCAUAAUUACCAAAGAUGAAGAGCUUGCAAACCUCAUUCAGCUGCUGGAAAGUCAUGGCUGUUUUGUGAGGAAUAUCCCACCAGCAACAAUGGCUGGACAAACCAUGCCUCAGCAGGCUGUAGUACUUCCAACAGCUCCCGAAGAAGAAUAUGAUAAAAUGGAUACUGUCGAGCCCCAGGACCCCCUCAGCCAGCCGGAAACAGGAAAACGCUGGGAUGGAAAACUGAGAAAGAUAAUGAAGGAGCACGGCCUGUAUGAGAAGCACAACACAGAUUCAGACUUGCUAUCCGGAUUCAAGAAAUACCUGCGAGACGACCUUGGCAUUCCACACUGCAAACAGGAGGUUGACAAUGUGGCAAGGUUUCUCUAUUUUAUGGACGCCCAAGAACCUGGGCUGCAGUUUGUCAGAGACAUUGAGAAAACAAGGUCUUUCUUCACCAAACUUUCCCAUAUUGGAUUGAAGAAGCAAACAGUCACCAAUUUCUUGAAAAACCUAAAAAGAUUCCUGCGAUACAUAAUUUACAACACCACCCUGAGCUCUACAGACACCCUUCUCUAUCGCGAUUGCAGGGCCUUCCGGAGUGACUUGAGGGAUCUUCAGAAAUCAAUCAGCAAACAGGUGUCCGAGGAAAUCACUGGGAAAUGCUAUACACAGAUGUCCAAAUCAAGCCAAAAACCAAGAGACUGCCUUCGAGUUCUUCGUGCGGCAAGGAAGGAUUUUUUGGAAGCCAUUGCCAAAGCCACAUUAAAUGAGGAACUGGACAUCUAUCGGUCACUGCUCAUCUUGUACUACCUGCAGUCUCUUUUGAUGCUGAAGUAUCUUCAGAGGGCCGCUGUUGUGAAGAAUAUGAAAGUGUCUGAGUGGUUAAAGAGAGAAGAAUGCGUUUUGACGACAGACGGAGACAGGUCACGCUUUGUUGUCAUUACCGUGAAUAAGCAUAAGACGGUGUCACAGCAAGUGGCAAAAUUUUCAUUAAAUGAAGAAGAGCAGCAUUGGUUCCAUGUAUACUUUACACACAUCCGUACACGUUUUCUUUGUUCCCUUUUAAUGGCUGAAGAUGACCCCAACAACAAAUUCUUCAUUUCAACAAGUGGCAACCCAAUAUACAGUCCGUCCAAUGAUGUGAUGCGGCUCCAUAGAAAAUACAACGUUCCGAAUGUGACAGGACACGUCGCACGGCACGUUUUUGAAAUGGCUCCAAAAUAUGGCUUCACCAAUGAAGAAAAAUGUAUCAUCGCAGAUUACUUAGCCCAGACAAUGGCAACAUCAGAAAAGGACAAACAAUUUGUGCAGCCUGAGAACAUCUGCAGAGCUGCCACUCUGCUGAGCAAGCUUGCCAGUGUCAGAGACUCAUCUGACUCUGACGCAGAAAGCGGAUCGUCUUCCCUCCAUAUAAGGGGUGUUGCAACAUCAGGCACUUGCCCAAAGAUGAGCUUACUGGACACAUUGAAUCUCUUCAUUCAGCAACACCCAGUAUCACUAGAGGGAGAAAUUCCAAAGGGCAAAAUAAGAAAAUUGAUCACCGGAGUGCAUGACAGAAAGUGUUACAAGAAGUGGAGAGGGAUGCAGGAGAAGAUGAGGCUCAAUUAUGUGCUUGCUUACUUCCCCAGACGACAACCAUCGAGCCGUCAGAUCACAAAGUACAUCGAGAGGCAGGGAUGGAAAAACAACAAACCGUCUGUGGAGAAGAUUACUGAGCUUUGGAAGCCCCUGGAAGUACCAGAAAGCAUUGGAGACAAUAAGCACAUCAAGAAGCUGGUGAAAUCACAGAAAUGGAAGGGCCUGCUAAUAACCGAUGGUGGAGACAAGGGCCGUAGAGUGGUCACAACCAGGAAAUUCCAGAAAGGAGAAGUUGUCUGCGAUUACCAUGGAACCACCAUAACAGCGGCAGAGGGAAAAGAACUGAUGAAGAGCGUGUCUGAAGAGGAAAUGGGCUACUUCUUUUUCUUUAGAGAUUCUCAGGGCAAGAAAUUGUGCAUGCAUGCCCAAACUGUUCCUUGUCAUUGUCACCCCGACAGGGACACAUUUGGCAGACAAAUAAACCACUCCAGAAAGAGGAAAAACCUUUAUCCAGAAGUACACGAAAUGGACCUGGGAGAAAUAAAAGAAUAUGUCAUCCUCCUUAUAGCCUUGAAAGACCUUGACGUGAACACUGAACUUUUGUUAGAUUAUGGAAUCGGUAGGACUUCUUUCCUGGGAGAAGGCAGAGACUUGGUGGGGUUAGAUGACUGAUGUAUCUAAAGAAUGUAAUUUGUUUUAACAUUUUUAUACAAUUUUUAAGGGGAGAUUUAGUGGUUAAAUGGCUGUACUUUCUGUAAACAGUAAAAUGUGCAGAAAAAAAAACUAGUUUUGUUUUAAGAGCCAAUAUUUUCAAAUAAUGGAAACAGUACAAUAUAUUUUGCAUGCAUGUAAUGUUGAAGUAAACCCAAUCAACGAUAGAUUUAAUACAAAUCUGCAACAAGGGACAAAGCUUGAAUUCAAAACAUUUCUAAUAGUGGAUUUUUUUGGGCAAUUUUAAAGAUUAUAAUUCUAUAUGCAGAGUUCCCUGUUAGCAAUCUAAAAUGCUCUUCUAAAAACUCCUAGUAACCUGAACUCCACAUAAACUCCAAUUAUAAUCUUUACAGAUUGACAACUUGAUGGCAGAAGUUCCCACCUGUAUGCACAGGGCCCACACAAAGUAUUGUUUACUUUGUACUCCAUCUGAAAGCUAGGUUUAUUUGGUUUGUUUUAUUAGUGGUUGUUUCUUCACCACACUGUAAGAAAAAUAAAACCAACACCAGUUUUAAACUGUAAAUCAAGACUCCAGCCUGAUCAUUUACACUGUCCUUGGCCACUCUGUCACAUUUAUAAUUUAGCAAAAGCCAUUCAGUAGUUUAAAUAGAGUAUUCAAAUGUUAAUGGUGCUCAAUCACUGAGGACAAUACAUCAAAACAAGUCCUCGUGGGUAAGCAGCUUGUUACAUGAUC